Molecule: messenger RNA, 1131 nt
Organism: Salvia hispanica
Lineage: Eukaryota; Viridiplantae; Streptophyta; Magnoliopsida; Lamiales; Lamiaceae
Gene: MES17
Product: methyl esterase 17
Biological process (GO): jasmonic acid metabolic process; salicylic acid metabolic process
Molecular function (GO): methyl salicylate esterase activity; methyl jasmonate esterase activity; methyl indole-3-acetate esterase activity
Source: RefSeq, a predicted model, not a curated record
ACACACACUAUAGUAACCAAAAAAAUAACAAUACUAAUACAGUGAAUUUUUUAGAGAGAGAGAGAGAGAGAAGUAGUGAUGAUGAAAGAGGAGGGGAAGUUGAAUGGUAAUGGUGCUCCGGCGGCUCACUUUGUGCUGAUACAUGGGAUCGGCGGCGGCGCGUGGUGUUGGUACAAAAUGAAGUGCCUUAUGGAGAAUUGUGGAUACAAGGUGACAUGCCUUGACCUGAAAGGCGCCGGCAUGGACCAAACUGACCCAAACGCCGUCGUUUCGUUUGAAGACUACAAUCAGCCACUCCUUGAUUUCCUCUCCUCCUUGCACGACCACCAACAGGUGAUUUUGGUGGGGCAUAGUGCAGGGGGGCUGAGUUUGAGUGAUGCUAUUCAUAGGUAUGGAAAGAAGAAGAUCAGGCUUGCUAUUUUCAUUGCUGCUACCAUGUUGAAAUCAGGCUAUCUCACCAACCAAGAUCUUAAACACGGAGUGCCAGACUUAUCAGGAUUUGGAGAAUUGAAUGAAGUAUAUGAUAUUGGGUUUGGAUUAGGAGCAGAUAAUCCUCCAACGACAACACUUAUUAAAAGGGAAUUCCAGCGCAAGAUCAUUUACAACCUAUCCCCUCACGAGGAUGCGACUUUAGCAGAGAUGCUGCUAAGGCCGGGGCCGGUUCAGGCCUUAGUAACGGCUAAAUUUCCAUUAGCUGAGAAGGAUGAAGAUGAGGUGCCGAGAAUCUACAUCAAAACGACGCAGGAUAAUGUAAUAAAAGCAGAGCAACAAGAGGCCAUGAUCAGCAAAUGGCCGCCUCAACAUGUGUAUGUUUUGGAGAGUGAUCACAGCCCUUUCUUCUCUGCUCCCUUCUUGUUGUUUGGCCUCUUAGUCAAGGCUGCUGUUUCCUUUGGAUAUUGAUUCAUGCAACCACAACUACUCCAUAUGUUCAUCACAACCACAAUAUUUAUUUUUUAGUAUAUCUAUUAAAAUGUGAAGUCUAGAGAUGCUUUAAUAGUUCAAUUGGAGGGAACAAAUCCAUGCACAAUUGGAAUCUGUGGAUAGUUUUAAUUGAACAUGAAUAAACAGUCUUGUGUGAAUAAACAGUCUUGUGUGAAAUGUUAUCUAUCUAUUUAUGGAUGUUUAUGUUUA